Schizophyllum commune H4-8 is the source of this 1766-nucleotide messenger RNA. RefSeq lists its product as uncharacterized. Gene Ontology annotation, biological process: protein import into peroxisome matrix, docking. Gene Ontology annotation, molecular function: protein binding. The transcript has a single exon. Gene Ontology annotation, cellular component: peroxisomal importomer complex; peroxisomal membrane; peroxisome. The record is from RefSeq and is a predicted model, not a curated record. Lineage: Eukaryota; Fungi; Basidiomycota; Agaricomycetes; Agaricales; Schizophyllaceae. Bases 64 to 1278 code for a protein of 404 amino acids.
ACCUGUUUUCGCCUUCCCCACCAUCGGAGUCCACGGUCAUCGGCACAGACGACGACGACAGCCAUGGUCUCACCACCGAAGCCCUGGGAGCGAGCAGGCUCUGUCGCUGCCACGGCCGGUCCCGCGCCGUCGACUUCGGCGUCUCAGACAGCGGCAGCCUCUAGUGCUCCCACAACAUCCCCCUCGCCAUCAACCGCAUCAUCUAGCACUGCUGUCCCCCCUUCGAUUCCGGACAGACCAGCGGCAUUCGCCUCCACCGCUGCUACUACAUCUGCGCUUUCCCCUUAUUCUUCGUAUGGUGCAUCACCGUACUCCCGGUUGGGAACAUACGGCGGAAGCACGUACGGUGCUGGGACGUAUGGCGGUUAUGGAGGUUACAGUGGCUUUGGUGGGCUUGGAUCGACGUAUGGUGGCUAUGGCGGAAUGGGAUAUGGCGGCUAUGGCGGUGGCAUGGGAUACGGAGGGAUGGGCAUGGGCUACGGUGGCUACGGAGGCGGCAUGGGAAUGUUCCCCGGUCAACCACAAUUGGACGCGAACGGCCAACCCAUCCCCACACUCACCCAAACUCUCGAGAGUACCACUCAGCACACCUUUGGCCUCAUCCACUCCAUCGUCCAAACCUUUUCCGGCGUCGCCCAGAUGCUCGAAUCCACAUUCAUGGCCACCCACUCGAGCUUCUUCGCCAUGGUCGGUGUCAUCGAGCAAUUCGGUCACUUGCGCAACGCCCUCGGCAGCGUACUUGGUCUCUUUGGUCUCGUCCGCUACAUGCGCGAGCUUCUCACUGGUCGCCCUGCCGGCGCCGCGCGCCUUGAAGGCGAGUUUCGCGACUUUGUCAAUGGUCGCCCCAUCCCACCCGCCGGCGCGCCAGGCGCCCCACCUCAAAAAUACAGCAAGAAGCCCAUCAUUAUCUUCCUCCUCGCCGUACUCGGCGUCCCCUACGCCAUGACCAAGCUCAUCCGCAUCCUCGCCAAGCGCCAGCAGGAGCAGCAGGCGCUCCUCGGUGGCCCGCUCCCGCCACUUGACCCCUCGAUGCUCACCUUCGCGCGCGCGCUCUACCCCUUCGAGCCGACAAACCCGGCUGAGCUUGGUCUGAAGGAGAACGAGAUCUUGGCGAUCAUGGGCAAGCUCGACCCGCGGACGGGCGCGGAGGCGGACCCACGGCUCGAUAUCCCGGACGCGGAGUGGUGGAAGGGGAGGACGCGGGACGGCCGCGAGGGCUGGUUCCCGCGCAAGUGGGUGGAGAUCAUCGAGCGGAAGGAGAAGAAGGUCGACUCAUGAGUAUCGAGGACACCACGUUCGUUGUGCAUAUGGUAUUUAUUCUCUUUGUCCCGCGCUGGAUCUUGUACUACUUAAUCGUUCUUUCGUGUAUAUCCAUUUCGUCGCAUUGCUGUUCGCCCCCUUUGUCUUCGUUCUCAACUCUCAGCACUUCAUUCGACAGCAUCCACUACAAGUACAAUCCGCUCUUCAAGGUAAGAUCACAAGUACACAUCAACUCUCCUACGCCGCACCCGUCACUUCCUCCUCCACACCAUCAUCCUCUCCCUCCCCACAUGAUCCCCCUCACUCGUCUUUGGCAUCUCGUCGAACACCAGCUCCCAGUCCUCCGCCCUCAGCACCUCCAUGUAGUGCUCCGGCCGCACGAACCACGGUGGGCCCCACCCCUUGUCGCGCUCCUGCAAAGGGUACACGAGCGCGAGCAGCAGGCCGUUCUUCCGCGUCAGCGCGGUCAUCUGCCUCCCCCACUCAGCGCGCCGCUUGGGUGGGAU